UCCCAAACUAGAUCACACACACACACACACACACACACACAGAGAGAGAGAGAGAGAAAGGAUUUGGUUAGAUGGCGCUGGACAAUGCCAGGCUGGAGUCGCUCGCGGAGGCGUCACAGCUGGCCCGAGCAGCCGGCAGCGAGCAAAGCAGCGAAAGCGAAGACAUAAAAGUUCCGUCCAAAUCGAAACCAAAUAAUAUCUGCGCCAAGGAGCAGCAGCGGGAACGGGAACGGGAGCGGCAGCGAGGGCAGCCGCUAGAGUACAAAUAUAGUCCACUUAGUGGCGACUCCGAUGUGGACAGCGAUGUGGGCGAAUCGAUGAGCGAUGAGUCCAUUGCGCUGCUCGCGCACGAGAUGCUCUGCUGCGAGCACGAGUCGGACACGGACAGCGGGGAGGAUGAGCAGCAGCAGGAGGAGGAGGAGGAUAAGGUGACGGAGCAGAGGGACGAGGACGAUGAGGAUCUGGAGCUGGAGCAGCUACUCGAUCGCUGCGACACGGAAUCAAAGUAA
Messenger RNA from Drosophila novamexicana, 509 nucleotides. RefSeq names its product major centromere autoantigen B-like. Bases 72 to 509 code for a protein of 145 amino acids. The transcript has 2 exons. The record is from RefSeq and is a predicted model, not a curated record. NCBI's taxonomy places the organism in Eukaryota, Metazoa, Arthropoda, Insecta, Diptera, Drosophilidae.